ACACGUUCUCCUCUUGGGCCAGUCCGAGUCGGGCAAGAGCACUUGUAUCAAGCGUGAGUCUCUCUCUCUCUGCACCUUUUUUCUGGGCCAGUGUCCGGGGCGGUCUUUUCUGCCAUGUCUCGUGGUCCAGGCACAUCGUGCACAUAUUGUGUCGCUUCCGUCUGCUUGGAAUUCUGAAAAGAACAUUCCACCUGAGAUGCUGGCUCGGGUGCGGUAGCGGCCGACCGAGAGUUGGGGCCACAGGUCUGAAGAUAGACUAAUGCGUUCUUUGUAGAAUUCCAGCUGUUGCAUACCCCGGCUGCCUUUCACGCGGAACGAAUUGCCUGGCGCGCUG
Molecule: messenger RNA, 334 nt
Organism: Mycena citricolor
Lineage: Eukaryota; Fungi; Basidiomycota; Agaricomycetes; Agaricales; Mycenaceae
Source: the annotation of a GenBank genome assembly